AUGUCGUUCAACAGCCGGAAAAAGAAACUGAUGCUUUUCUUCGAGAAGAUCUUCGAAGACGACUAUGAAAUCAAUGUUUAUUACGCAGAUAGCAUACUGAAGUGUCUUGAGGGUGCUUCGAUAUGUGGUCUUCAAAAUAAAUUACUAGAUUCGUCAUUCUUCUCGGAUAUAAUAUUAAAGACUUACAACAGCCCGACGAUGAAAAGAAACUCGGUGGAAAUUUUUAUUUGGAAAGUACUUUCGAUUAUUUUCAAGAAUGAACUCCACUUUAACAAAUUAAAUGCUAUGGUUAGAGACGACCGGCUAAAAUUGUUUAUGUGCACAGCGAACGCGUGCGCAUCGAAUUCCGAUCUAGUUUUGGCGUUUACUAACGUCGCCACGGCUUCGUUAGUGCACUAUUCUGGCAUUAGCUGGCUAGUGGAAACUAAGAUAUGGAGACCGCUAAGCUUCGAAAGAGAUGGCAAGAGGUUUGAAUUUCAGAACCAAUUCAUAUUGCAUUUGGUGGUACCACUGUGGACAUAUUACGCGACGAAUUGUGAUAGUGAUGUAAAAUUCGACGCAAUAAACAAUUACUCUUUUAAAUUGUUGAACAUUACGGUGGAACACAUAGCGGAGUCUGCGGAAUUAUUUCGUACCGUCGUUGAGAACCAUAGCUGUGACCUUAAAAAAAUAACUAUAUACACAGUUAAGAAUCUCUUCCAAUUCAAAGGGAAACUAAACAAAGCGCAAGCAGGAGUUCUGUACCAAGGUUUGUUCUUUGUCUUGAAAACUUUCGUCAUAUCGGACGAUGUGGACGCGCAUUUGAUAUUAAACGAGAAUCCACUGAAGACAUCUGAUGAUAUUAAAUUGUUGAUUCUCGUGUUAGAUGCAAUAAAAAUGCUCUUGAAGGAACAUCACAUUGAUUGGUACGAGAACUUAGAGAUUAUCUGCUUGCAUGAGACGCUUAUGAAUUUGUUGAAGCAAAAAUGUCUCUGCAUAAAGACUUUGGUGCAAACACUGGACUUGAUCGAUAUCAGCAUUAAGAAGUUUCUGUGUCCUGAUAUGACGCUUCUGAUCGAGAACAAAGACGAGAGCUCAUUGGCUGAAAUUGGCGCAAUUACGAAGGAGUACAUUCAGCACCAAGAAUGGGAGGUGCGGGACUCCGCUUUAAUCUUACUACUCAGCUGUACUCAGCUUUCCUUUGUCAAGUAUGUGCCGUUCCAAAAAAUGAUAUCGGAAAACGAGUUAAUGCUUCUGGCGGCAAAAUGUGCUUUGCACGACCAAGAGGUUUACGUUCAGACUACGGCGCUCCAAUGCUUAGCUGCAGCAACAAUGAUCGAUAGAAUCUGGCGCGACGUCACAAAAACGCACCCAGAUUUGCACGAUCAUCUAGUUAAUUUGGCGAGGAAACAUCCAGAAGAGCCAGUAAGAAGAGAAGCGGUGAAUGUGUUAACAGAAAUUUAUAUAAACCAAAACGUUACGAUUGAUUAUAGGAAUAACAUGUUUAGGGUUAUGGCGGGCGUUGUGUUAAAAGAUUUGCAUUGGGAAGUGCAAAUUGCUGCGCUGAAUUUCUGGAAGCAAGCAAUAGUUCAACAAAGUCUAUACCGUGGCAUGAUUGACGUGGUCCCCAAUACAACAUCAGCCUAUCGCCGCCCAGUGCUGAACUUGGUGAUGAAUCCC
Molecule: messenger RNA, 1659 nt
Organism: Iphiclides podalirius (scarce swallowtail)
Lineage: Eukaryota; Metazoa; Arthropoda; Insecta; Lepidoptera; Papilionidae
Source: the annotation of a GenBank genome assembly